This is a messenger RNA of Trifolium pratense (red clover), 3690 nucleotides long. RefSeq names its product receptor-like protein kinase HSL1. The coding region runs from base 254 to 3310 and encodes 1018 amino acids. NCBI's taxonomy places the organism in Eukaryota, Viridiplantae, Streptophyta, Magnoliopsida, Fabales, Fabaceae. Gene Ontology annotation, biological process: protein phosphorylation. The record is from RefSeq and is a predicted model, not a curated record. The transcript has 2 exons. Gene Ontology annotation, molecular function: ATP binding; protein kinase activity; protein binding.
GGCGCAAUUGCUUAUACAUAAGAAACUCUUGUAACACACUAAAGACUAGCUAAUCAUUUCAUUAUACUAUAAAGUUUAUCUUUGACCUAUUCAAUAGAAAUACUGAAAUAUAUGUAACAUAUAUAUAUUAUCCUAAGUUUCAAAGCAAGCUAACAAUUUCUCAUCAUCUUCCUAUCUUGUCAUUGAACUUUGCACACACAUGAACUCAUUCACAAGCACACAUUAUCAAACCAAAAAAAACCAACACACAUAGAUGACAACAUCAUCAUCAUACAUGAAACAUCAUACAUUUCACUUUGUUCUGACUUUAUUGUUCAUCUUAUUAAACCAUACAAAUUCUCAAUCUCAUUCUAAUCAAUAUAAUCAAGAACAUAAAGUCCUAUUAAAUAUUAAACAAUACUUUCAAAACCCUUCUUUCCUUAACCAUUGGACAUCAAAUUCCAAUCAUUGUUUUUGGAAUGAAAUCAUUUGCACAAAUGAUGAUUUUGUUACUGGAAUCACUCUUUCACACAAGAACAUCACAAAAACAAUACCACCCUUUAUUUGUAAUGAACUCAAAAACCUAACACAUGUUGAUUUCAGUUCCAAUUUUAUCCCUGGUGAUUUUCCAACACUUUUUUAUAAUUGUUCAAAGCUUGUUUCUUUAGACCUUUCUUUGAACAAUUUUGAUGGUAAAAUUCCUAAUGAUAUUGGAAAUUUGAGUCCUAGUUUGCAAUAUCUUAACCUUAGUUCAACAAAUUUUCAUGGUGGUGUUCCUGAUGGGAUUGGAAAGUUGAAGGAAUUGAAAGAAUUUAGAAUUCAAUUUUGUUUAUUGAAUGAUACUGUUUCUGAUGAGAUUGGUGAAUUGUUGAAUCUUGAGUAUUUGGAUUUGUCUUAUAAUACUAUGUUUCCUUCAUGGAAAUUGCCAUUGAGUUUGACCAAGUUGAACAAAUUGAAGGUUUUUAAUGUUUAUAGCUGUAACUUGUUUGGUGAAAUGCCUGAAAGAAUUGGAGAUAUGGUUUCUUUGGUGAGAUUGGAUAUGUCAGAUAAUGGCUUAACUGGUGAAAUUCCUAGUGGUUUGUUCUUGUUGAAGAAUUUGAGUAUACUUUUUCUUAACAGGAACAAUCUCUCUGGAGAGAUACCUAGUUUGGUUGAAUCAUUGAAUUUGACUAAACUUGAUCUUGCAAUCAACAAUCUUGUAGGGAAAAUACCAGAAGAUUUAGGAAAGCUUCAAAACUUAACAUGGUUGAGUUUGUCUAUGAAUAGUUUAUCAGGUGUCAUACCAGAAAGUUUAGGUCUUGUUCCGUCUCUUACUGAUUUUCGUGUGUUUUCGAACAAUUUAUCAGGUACAAUUCCUCCUAAACUCGGUCUCAGUUCAAAGCUCAAAACCUUUCAUGUUUCAUCUAACAGUCUUGUUGGAAAGUUACCUGAGAAUUUAUGCUAUUAUGGCGAGUUACUUAACCUGACAGCUUAUGAAAAUAGUCUUAGUGGAGAGUUACCAAAAUCACUAGGAAAUUGUAGUAGCUUGUUGGAAUUGAAAAUUUACAAAAAUGAAUUCUCUGGUAUUAUUCCUAGUGGUCUUUGGACAUCAUUCAAUUUAUCAUACUUCAUGGUAAAUACUAAUAAAUUCAAUGGUGUGAUUCCAGAAAAUUUGUCUUCGAACAUUUCAUGGUUCGCGAUAAGUAACAAUCAAUUUUCUGGUAGAAUUCCAUCUGGAGUAUCUUCAUGGACUAAUGUGGUAGUCUUUGAUGCAAGUAACAACUUCUUAAAUGGAAGUAUUCCACAAGAGUUAACAUCUCUUCCAAAAUUAACAACUCUUUUGCUUGAUCAGAAUCAGCUCAAUGGUCCACUUCCAUCAGAUAUAGUAUCAUGGAAGUCCUUAGUAACUCUUGAUUUGAGCCAAAACCAACUUUCUGGUCAAAUUCCUGAUGCAAUUGGAAAAUUACCUGUCCUUAGUCAACUUGAUUUGUCUGAAAAUGAAUUUUCAGGCAAAGUUCCAUCUCAACUUCCUAGGCUCACCAAUCUCAAUCUGUCAUCUAAUCAUUUGACAGGAAGGAUUCCAGGUGAAUUUCAAAAUUCAGUGUUUGCUACAAGUUUUUUGGCUAAUUCUGGCCUUUGUGCUGAUACACCAAUACUAAACAUCACUUUGUGCAAUUCUGGUAUUCAAAGUGAAAACAAAGGAUCAUCAUGGUCAAUUGGUUUGAUUAUAGGCCUUGUGGUAGUGGCAAUUUUAUUGGCUUUUUUGGCCAGUUUCUUGAUUAUCAAAGCUUUCAAGAAAAGAAAGCAUGAUUUGGAUAAUUCAUGGAAGCUUAUUUCCUUUCAGAGGCUCAGUUUCGAUGAAACAAGCAUUGUCUCAUCAAUGACAGAACAAAAUAUUAUUGGAAGUGGUGGAUAUGGCACGGUAUAUCGAGUUGAUGUCAAUGGUUUAGGCUAUGUUGCUGUGAAAAAGAUAUGGAAUAACAAAAAGUUAGACGACAAACUCAGGAGUUCGUUUUGCGCUGAAGUUAAAAUAUUGAGCAAUAUUCGUCAUAACAACAUUGUGAGACUGUUGUGUUGUAUCUCUAAUGACGAUUCUAUGCUUCUUGUCUAUGAGUAUCUUGAAAAACAUAGUCUAGAUAAGUGGCUGCGCACGAAGAGUAAGUCAUCGUCAUCAACUUUCUCGGGUUUAGUACAGCCACAUGUUGUUCUUGAUUGGCCAAAGAGGUUGAAAAUAGCUAUUGGAGCUGCUCAAGGUUUGAGCUACAUGCAUCAUGAUUGCUCACCACCUAUUAUUCAUAGAGAUGUUAAAACAAGCAACAUACUUUUGGAUGCUCAAUUCAAUGCAAAAGUUGCUGAUUUUGGACUUGCUAGGAUUUUAGUCAAGCCAGAUGAACUUAACACAAUGUCAUCUGUGAUUGGCUCAUUCGGCUACAUUGCUCCAGAAUAUGUUCAAACAACUAGAGUCACUGAAAAGAUUGAUGUGUUUAGCUUUGGAGUUGUCCUACUGGAACUAACAACUGGUAAAGAAGCUAACUAUGGAGAUCAAUACUCGUCUCUUUCAGAAUGGGCAUGGCGCCAAACUUUGUUAGGAAUCAAUGUAGAAGAAUUGCUAGACAAAGAUGUGAUGGAAGCUAGUUACUUGGAUGAAAUGUGCACAGUUUUCAAACUUGGUGUCAUGUGUACUGCAACAUUGCCUUCUAGUAGGCCUUCCAUGAAAGAAGUUGUGCAGAUAUUACUUAGCUUUGCAGAACCAUUAGCUUAUAGAGAGAAGAAAGUUGGUCACAACUAUGAUGCUGAUCCUCUUCUUAAGAAUUCAAAAAGUGACACUAGGUUGGAUGUUGAUGAUAUGUGACAAUUGGUCUAGUUCUUAGAAUUUGUGCUUUGGGCAUAACUCAUUGUUAAAAGCCAGUUUAAAAGUGUAGAAUUUGUGCUAUUAGAGAUAUAGGAAUGUAUAAAGUAGGAGUGAGUUUGUUACUAGGAUCUGUUUGAUUUGCAACUAAAAUACCAAAAAGUUAUUUUGAUAUUUUAGACAACUUGUAAUUCGUACAAAAAGUUGUCAUGUAGUUUAGUGAAGGACAAGACUUUCAGUUUUAGUCCAGUUCCUUGACCCCAAUUUGUCCGGUUCUAAGAACAGUUUUAAAAUCAAAUACUAUAUAAAAGCUUGAUGUAAUCAUUUAUACUAUUUUGCCUUCAUCAAUAUAAUAUAGUUCUACACUUUUCUCUUUUUCUUCC